This is a messenger RNA of Marmota monax (woodchuck), 897 nucleotides long. It is a transcript of the gene Serpina10, whose product is annotated as serpin family A member 10. Gene Ontology annotation, molecular function: serine-type endopeptidase inhibitor activity. Lineage: Eukaryota; Metazoa; Chordata; Mammalia; Rodentia; Sciuridae. The record is from RefSeq and is a predicted model, not a curated record. Gene Ontology annotation, biological process: negative regulation of endopeptidase activity.
AUGACCAGACAGCAGCUGUCUAGUGAGAUUUUUAACUUUGGGCUCAACCUCCUGUGAAAGAUGCCCAUGAGACAGGGCAACGCGGUCUACUCCCUGGCCAUGGUAGGCCUGAUGCUGGGGUCAGAGGGCAGAGAGCGCCAGGUGGAAAGCAGCCUCCACCUGCAGACUCUGAGCCACGCCACGCCCCUGCUCCUGCCUCCCUCUUUAAGCUGAUCAGAGAGACCCUCUCCACCAGAGCUGGGCCUUGCCCAGGGGAGUUUUGCCUUCAUCCACAAGGAUUUUGAUGGCAAAGAGACCUUCCCCAAUUCACCCAAGAGGCCCCUUGAUACAGCAUAUGCUGUGAAUUUUCAGUGCCCUCAGGCCCAGGGGCUCAUGAAAUUACACAAAGAGCCUCAGGGGGAAGUUCCCCAGCUAUUUGAUGAGAUUAAAUCAAACCAAAUUGAUUCUGUGGAUCACAUCUUGGAAGGGGCUGGCCACAUGUGGCCCACCUUCACCGAAGCUGACACUUUCCACCUGGACAAGUCCAAGGCAGUCAAGGCGCCAGUGAUGUACAGGGCAGGCAAGUCUGCCUCCACCUUUGAUAAGAAGGUUCACUGCCAUGUCCUCCCACUGCCCUACUGAGGAAACACCACCAUGCUGGUGGUCCUCAUGGGGAACACAGGUGACCACCUGGCCCUGGAAGGUGAUCUGACCACAGAGCUGGUGGAGACAUGGCUCAGGAACAUAGUGAUUGAAGUUGAUGAGAAAGGAACUGAGGCGGUGACAGGAACCCUGACAGAAAUACUGUAUUCCCUGCCUCCCGUCACCAAGGUGCCCCGGCCAUUCCACUUGAGGGUCUACAAGGAAACCUCGAGGGUGCUCCUAUUUCUGCAGGGUGGUGAAUCCAAUCUCCUGUGA